This is a messenger RNA of Lactuca saligna, 2778 nucleotides long. NCBI's taxonomy places the organism in Eukaryota, Viridiplantae, Streptophyta, Magnoliopsida, Asterales, Asteraceae. The record is from the annotation of a GenBank genome assembly.
AUGGCAUACGCAAGUGUCCAGAUGUUCAUGGAAAAGUUGAAGCAACUGAUAUACUCCAAUGAUAUUCCAGUGAUCAACAACCCAUCAAUCGUUUGUGAAAGGCCUCAAUUCCAAAUUCUUUAUGAAGAGCUUGGCUCCAUGAUCCAAACCCUUUUCAACCAUGAAGACCAAGAUCUACACAACUUUGAAGAAGUCAGAAAACUGAAGAAAAGGUUUAUAGGUGCAGCUGAAGAGGCAGAAGAUAUCGUUGAUAUCUUUCUAUCUGCUGUCCACUGUAGAAAUAUUGGAUAUUCCCCUAGAUCUGAUGUCUUUCAAACCUCUCUCCACCUUGAAGUUGUUAUGAGAUCAAUUGAGUCUAUCAAGAAAGAGUUCAUGACUAUGAAUAUCGAUAACAUGAAGAUGGACUCUUCUCUUAAAACUGACAGACUGCAAAUGCAAUCUGCUGGAGCUUCCCGCAAUAGAAGUUCACUCGGAUCGAAGAAAGUAGUGGAAGAAAUGGUUGUGGGGAUUGAUCGUGAUGUUGAGAUAAUACGGGACAAACUUGUUGAAGAUGGAAAGAAGUUGGAUGUGGUGUCUAUUGUUGGUAUGGGUGGAAUAGGUAAGACAACCCUUGCUAAAAAAGUCUUCACUGAUCCUUUUGUUGUUUAUCAUUUUCAUGUCCGUGGAUGGGCCACUGUUUCCCAAACAUAUGACAAGCGGGAUUUUUUUCUUCGAGUUCUGUCAUCUAUGGAUGAUCAGUUAAAGCUUGAGAAAGCAACAGACUUUCAGCUUCGUGAAAUGUUGCAUAAACGCCUACUGGGUAAGAGAUAUCUGAUUGUCAUUGAUGAUAUCUGGAGUACAGAGGCAUGGGAUAAGCUGAAGUUAUUUUUCCCUAAUCAUAACACUGGAAGUCGAAUUCUGCUUACUAGUCGCCUUACUGAAGUUGCUUCACACGCAAAAUCAGAUGGACUCAUUCAUCAUUUACAACAUUUGACAGAAGAAGAAUGUUGGGAGUUGCUGUGUGAGAAGGUGUUCCAAGGAGAUGAAUGUCCCAAAUGGUUGCUUGAACCUGGAAUGCAAAUUGCAAAAAACUGUCAUGGAUUGCCUCUUUCUGUGAUUGUGAUGGCAGGAGUUCUAGCAAAAGAACCAAGAAGAAAAGAUGUAUGGCUAAAAAUUUCUUGUAGUGUCCAUUCGUACAUGGCUAGUGACGAGAAAGGAUGUCUGGAAACAAUAGCAUUAAGUUACCACCAUCUGCCUCUUCACUUGAGAGACUGCUUUCUCUAUCUUGGAGGGUUUCCAGAAGACUACAGGUUCUAUUCACAAGAGUUGCUUUGGUUAUGGAUGGCUGAGGGAUUUAUACAAGAAGAUGGAAGUCAAAUCUUGAAGAAAAUUGCAAACGGUUACCUGAUGGAUCUAGUCGACAGAAAUCUUCUAAUUGUAGAAAAUAGGUAUGUAUUGGGAGAUAUCUAUGUUUGUAAAGUCCAUGAUCUUGUGAGGCAGGUAUGUGUGGAAAAAGGAAAAGAAGAAAGAUUCUUCCUGAAAAUAGACUCCCCACCAUCAAAUCGUCUUUUUGGUAUCAUAGGAAAACAAAAUAAGAAAUUGAGAAAUUGGAAAAAGGUAAUUACCACACAUAAGCCACACCGUGUGGUUACAUAUCAAGAAAUCAACAUUAAGAGAUUGUCUCUUCCGCCCACCCCAAGUAUUCGGUCGUUUCUAAGCAUUCUUCAUAGGAUGUUAAAUCCGGAGAACAAAACAACCAAAAUUCAAAAUAGCUCAAAGUUUUUCUGUUCCUUUGCACGUCGUAGGGUGUUAAAGCCAGAAAAGUUUUUCUGUUCCUUUGCACUUCUUAGGGUGCUAAAUCUAGAAAAAUAUGAAUCGGUUGAUUUUUCCCCCGGUUUAGCAUUACUAGUUCACUUAAGGCACCUUAACAUUUGGCUGUCAUCAUUCCCAACAUCAAUAUGCAAUUUAUGGAACCUUCAAACCCUCAUUGUUAGAACAAGUUCUAGUUCUAUGGUUUUACCUAGUAACAUAUCAGAUUUGGUGAAUCUGAGGCACUUAGGCAGUAACGCGGAUCUUUAUCUUCCUUCUAUUGAAGGACCGAUGAAACUACUGGAAGUUAUUUCGAAAGUGGUGUUGGGAGAUGGGGUAGAUAAUUUUCAGAAAUGUUUUCCAGGGAUCAAGGAUCUUAUAACUACUCUUUACUCUGACGAGGAAAAUGACUUUGAAGUACUCCAUCACCUUCAAUCAUUGGCGUUAACUGGGUCGGGCUACAGCAGAAGGAGAUCAGUUGAGGGAGAAUUGCUGAGAGGUGAACCGAACUUGGGAAAGAAUCACAUUAUAAUUAGGUUCCCUGCAACACUGAAACUACUUUUACUUGAAAGGUGUGGUCUACCGUGGAGCGACAUGUCCAUCAUUCAAGCGUUACCUAAUCUUGAGGUUCUUGUACUAAGAGAAAAUAGCUUUGAAGGAACCCUGUGGGAAAUAGGUGAUGAGCAGUUUCAACGACUAAAAGUCUUGAUACUUAUGAAGUUAAAUAUCAAACAAUGGGAAGCCUCAAGUAUCAACUUUCCAUGUCUUGAAAGAUUAGAUGUGAAGACCUGCAUUGAUCUUGAAGAGAUACCCCUUGAAUUGGGGGAAAUCUCAACGCUUGAGUUUAUUUAUGUUAACAAUUGUGAUGCUUCUCUUCUCGAAUCCCUUCAAAAAAUACGACAGGAGCAAGAUGAUGUGGGAAACUAUGAACUAAAGAUCAAAGUUGAUGGAAGGUAUAUGCCUUCUUAUGUACCCCAUCAUGAUGAUUAA